GGACGAUGAAAGCAGUUUUCUCGCAGGGCGACUUGAAUUCCCUUUCUCAGUGCAGUGUGCCGGCUCCUCUACAAACGGAACCCUUGGACUCCGCUUCUUUCGAGGAGGCCUCCGCCAAGGCUCACCCCCAAGAGCAUGCUUCACAGUUUGUUCAGGUCGCUUUCUCUGCCAGGAAAUUUCAGAGGCCUCAAGAAACUGAAGAGCAACAGUUGCAAUUGCUUGCAGCAAGAUACGAUGUUCUCUUGAGCCACGCAUACGAAUGCUCCUCCCUUGGCAGACUGUUGAAGGACAAGUGCGAAGCAGACCGGAUCAGUCUUGUUGCCGAAUCCCUGGGUGGCAAGGCCAUCUCGACUUUGAAGAAGCGGUUGUCCAGUCUCGCCCGCAUGGUGGGAUGGUGCUCGAACCAGGGCAUGUCAGCUUUCCCGAUCGACUCUCAGGUGUUGAUCGAAUACACCCAGCAUCUGCAGCAGAGCGGGGCCUCGCAUUCAGUGUUUGGAUCUUGCAUCGAAGCUUGUAACUUUGCUAGAUUCAUUUUGGGUGUGGAAGCGAUUGGAGAUCCUCACAAGCACCCGCUUGUGCAAGGGCGUCUUCGCAAGGUGCGGUUCAACCGCCCGCCUCGUGUGCAAGCCAGGCCUUUUCAGGUUCGCGAGGUAGCAUACCUUGAAGCUUUCGUCCAGGACAGCCGCCGUGAUGCAAGGGAUAGAUAUGCCGCUGGUGCUUGCUUGUUCUGCAUUCACUCGAGAGCCCGUGUAGGGGAUGUGAGGGCAGUCAAGAUGAUGACCAUCGAUUUUGCAGAAGGUGUGGCGCUUGUCGGGCCAUCCUAUCGCCACUGGAGCCUGCAGCCUGCCCCUGCUGCAGUCACCUAUGCUCAAUGGGUCAUGGAGCGGUCGUCGGAUUCCGACGGGCAGGUUUGUGUCCUGGAUUUCUUCGAUCCUUCAGUCUGGGGAUUCAAGCAUGGGGACUCCUGCACCAUUUUGGGACACCACUCCUUGAAGGAUCGGCGGUCUGUCGUAACCUACUCCAGAGACAUUCAAGCGGGUCUUUAUGCAAAGGGCCUUGUCGCUGCCGGCUCGGCCGAGGAGCUGCCAGUCGACAGUGUGUUCGAGACUGAGGCAGAAAGGGUGCUCCUGCCUCCGAGCCGGGUUUCGGAGAUCAGAAGGAUGCCACCUUUCGGCCGUGCUGUGGACUCCCUGAUCCAUAGUGCAGAGCGUGCCGCUUGGGAGGACCCGGAUGCUGCUUUCGGGGACAGUGGAUCACAGGAGGAGGAGCCGGGCUCUUCUUCGUCUAGCGAGUCUAGUUCUGAUUCAGGUUCGUCUGACAGCGAGAUAGAUGAAGUCCUGACUGCAAGUCAGGCAGAUCCCACAGUGGGGCAGAGGUAUCACGAUCGGUGCCCUGUCUAUCAGCAGAAGAAUACAAGGACUCUUCAUCUCAAGCCUGCGGGAAGCUCCAUGGAGCGCUUUAUAUGUGGCCGUGAUAUCACGGCGAACCACAAGCCGUUCACGUCGGCGGUUCAAGCGGCGCACUGGCGCUGCAAGCAAUGCUGGAAGGGCAAGCCCAUCAGGGACUUAGGGUCCUUGGUUCACUGCCUUGACGAGCGAUUGAAGAAGAUUCCGAGGUCCGAGUAA
Molecule: messenger RNA, 1625 nt
Organism: Symbiodinium sp. CCMP2592
Lineage: Eukaryota; Dinophyceae; Suessiales; Symbiodiniaceae
Source: the annotation of a GenBank genome assembly